This is a messenger RNA of Biomphalaria glabrata, 2253 nucleotides long. Its product is annotated as zinc finger protein 729-like. Lineage: Eukaryota; Metazoa; Mollusca; Gastropoda; Planorbidae. The transcript has 3 exons. The coding region runs from base 159 to 1472 and encodes 437 amino acids. The record is from RefSeq and is a predicted model, not a curated record.
UUCACUUGAAAAUGUAAACACUAAACAUGACUUCACUUCGGACUUAACCUUCUAUGUCUAUAUAUGUCUAUAUAAUAGUAUAGAUCUAUAUAUAAUAGAGAUAAUGUUUAUAGAAAAUUGAAAAGAAACCGAGAAGCUAGCUACAAGUGAUAGCAAACAUGGAAUACAAUUUUACUUUUGAUCUAAAAAAUGUAAUUAAAAAGGAAAUGGAGGAAGACAUUUUCUCAGCCCCAAGAUGUGAAGAAGAAUCUCCUAAGUUGUCUUGCACGUCACACUGCAAGCCAAACUAUUCUCUUGAUCAGAGAAAUUUUAUGAAAAAAGAAAGGAAUGACACAAUGUUUACAUCAGAAGUUCCAGGAGAAGAAACAGAUAAGUUGAAUUCAUUGUCAGACUUGAAAGAGGACAUUAGUUAUGAAAUGAGAGAAACAUCAAAUGUUAAACAUUUCCAGAUGCAAUUUGAGAAACUUGAGAAAGAAAAAACUUUUUUCAAAGAAGAACAAAAACGACGUAAAGAAAAUAAAUGUCCAACAUGUCUGAAAGUAUUUCCAACAUCUACAAAAUUAAAAAUACAUCAGGUGGUCCAUACAGGAGAAAAACCAUUUAAGUGUCAACUAUGUCUGAAAGCAUUUUCUCAGUAUUCAAAUUUAAAAACACAUCAAGUGCUCCAUACAGGGGAAAAACCAUUUAAAUGUCAAAUAUGCCUGGAAUUAUUUUCAAGAUCUCAACAAUUUAAAAUACAUCAAAUGGUCCAUACAGGUGAAAAACCAUUUAAAUGUCAAAUAUGUUUAAAAUUAUUUUCAACAUCUUCAAAAUUAAAGACACAUCGGCGAGUCCAUACAGGUGAAAAACCAUUUCAAUGUCAAAUAUGUUUGAAAGCUUUUUCUCAGUCAUCAAGUUUAAAACAACAUCAAAAGGUCCAUACAUGUGAAAAACCAUUUCAAUGUCAAAUAUGUUUGAAAGCUUUUUCUCAGUAUUCAAAUUUAAAAAAACAUCAGGUGGUCCAUUCAGGUGAAGAACAAUAUAAAUGUCAGAUAUGUCAGGAAGCAUUUUCUCAGUCUUCAAGUUUUAAACAACACCUUCAGAUUCAUAAUAGUGACAAACUAUUUCAAUGUCGAAAGUGUCAGAGAACAUUUUUUCACAGAUCAGAUGUAAAAAGACAUCAAUUUGUUCAUAGCCAAAACUCAAAAGAGGAACUUAACUGCUUGACAUGUAAUGCCAUUUUGUCCAGCAAGUUAACAUUAUCAAUACACAUAGAGACUCACGUUAAUGGAAAACAAUUGAAAUGUAUUCUUUGCAAUAACAAUUUCUUAUCCCUGCGAGAAAUAAAAAAUCAUUUAAUGAUACACAUUAAUAAAAUGCCUUUGAAAUGUGUACUUUGUAAUAAAAGUUUUUGUAAUUCACAACUAGUAGAAAAACAUGUUAGUGCACAUUUGCAGACAAAUGUAAAAGUCUUCUCUAGCUUUAGUUUUUAAAAUCUAGUAUUUAAAAUACUUGUUAAUGAUAAUACCAUUCUUUGAGUUAUUAUCGAAGUUUGGUUUUGCUUUCUAUAAUAAUGCAAAUUAUUACAUGUGUUAAUGUUAAUAUUUUAAUGUGAUGAUUUCAUGUUGUUUUUAAUUACCGUUGCUUAAAAAAAAACGAGUUGUAUUAAGUACUAAAUAAUUCAUCUGUAUUUUGUGCCUGACUGAACAACUAGCUUCUACAGACCUACAUUAAGUAAUACACAACUGAUGAUUUAAAAUAAUAAAAAUAAUUGUUGCAUAAAAUGACCAGUCACCUUCUUAUCUAAAUACAAAGAUACAAUGUUUUAUGUUUGUUCAAAAAAAGAAGAUAAUUAUACAUAGUACAAUUUAAUAGUUUUAGUAUGUUUUGUGCUUCAUUCCUAAAUAAAGCUUGUGCAUAUUUUUUUUUUAUUGUUUUGAAAACUUAAGUAUUGAGGAACAAACAGGAGCUGGUGACCCUUAGGCAGAUUGUGGCACACUGUGCUGCAGCCUGGCAGAGCCAAACUGUAUCAGUCUGUUACCUUGGCCACGAGAGCAGUGCAGAGAGGGGGGGGGGUAAAUGCUAUGUGGGCGACAUCGUUCUGAACAGAAAUAAUGGCCAAGCUUUCAUCUACCACUGACAGAGGUCAACAUUGGCUCGUGAUUUAUAUUUUAUAUUCUUAUACAAAUCUAUUUAAUGCUCAAAAUAAAUGUUCUAUAAUUAUUUUGAUGUCAUUAUAAAUUUAAUGAAAAUAUAACUAAUUCAAUUUUUAAA